Messenger RNA from Lasiodiplodia theobromae, 672 nucleotides. RefSeq lists its product as uncharacterized. The record is from RefSeq and is a predicted model, not a curated record. Bases 1 to 672 code for a protein of 223 amino acids. NCBI's taxonomy places the organism in Eukaryota, Fungi, Ascomycota, Dothideomycetes, Botryosphaeriales, Botryosphaeriaceae. Gene Ontology annotation, biological process: mycotoxin biosynthetic process. The transcript has 2 exons.
AUGCAACCCCCCAAAUUCUUCAGAAAAAGCCAAGACUACGCCGGAAUCGAGCAAACAGACAACCUGCUGCCGACUGACGAGAAGACGCCUACGAACACCCGCCGUAGACUACCCUACAACAUUUUCUUCUAUACCUCCAUCGCACUUUUGAAUAUCGUCGUCGGCCUCUUGAUCGGCUACCUGGCCGCCAGCGAAGAGUCAGCGUCAAGCUCUGACUCCAUCUACCUCGAGGAGCCGGCCCGCUACGGUCUGCAAGACCCAGGCAUCCACGCCCCCUUCUUCAUCUUCUCCGAGCCGCCCGCCGCUGCCGCCGACGCCGCCAACGUCAACAACUUCUACGUCCUCAACAAUCUGCACCAGAUACACUGCGUUAACAUGAUCCGCAUGCGCUACAACUCGCUCGUCUAUCACCGCGAUGCGACGGACCCGCUGGCCAGGACGCCCAUCGACGAGGACUGGAUCAGGCAUCUAGAGCACUGUUUCGAGUACCUCAGGCUCAGCAUCACGUGUGCGGAUUACCUCACGUUUGAGAGCGACUCACCGCCGGGAAGUCCUGAGGAGUAUUGGAAGGACGGCCUAAGUUGGGGCGUCGUACAUUCGUGUGUUGAUUGGGAUGCUUUGAUGGGCUGGCAGAGGAGCCAGGUCGUCGCGUAUAAUGCAACCUGGAGCUGA